GCCGCCCCUCCCCGGGCCCGCCCUCCUUCCCUCCCACCCUCCCCCGGGCCGGCGCGGCCCGCCCUGGCGAGUCAGUCCUCGGGUUCCCUCCCUCCCCGGGCGCGCUCGGGCCGCCGCUGCGCUCCCCGCCCUCCAGCCGCCUGGCCGGAGCCGCCCGCUGCCGGAGGAGGAGGUGGAGGAGCCGCAGGGGCCCGCCGAGGCGGCGGCGGCGGCAAGAUGGCGGACUUCCUGCCGUCGCGCUCCGUGCUGUCCGUGUGCUUCCCGGGCUGCGUGCUGACGAACGGCGAGGCCGAGCAGCAGCGCAAGUCCAAGGAGAUCGACAAAUGCCUGUCGCGGGAGAAGACCUACGUGAAGCGGCUGGUGAAGAUCCUGCUGCUGGGCGCGGGCGAGAGCGGCAAGUCCACCUUCCUGAAGCAGAUGCGGAUCAUCCACGGCCAGGACUUCGACCAGCGCGCGCGCGAGGAGUUCCGCCCCACCAUCUACAGCAACGUGAUCAAAGGUAUGAGGGUGCUGGUAGAUGCCCGAGAGAAGCUUCACAUUCCCUGGGGAGAUAACAAAAACCAGCUGCACGGAGACAAGUUGAUGGCGUUUGAUACCCGUGCCCCCAUGGCUGCCCAGGGGAUGGUGGAGACCCGAGUGUUUCAGCAGUACCUUCCUGCUAUCAGAGCCUUAUGGGAGGAUAGCGGCAUACAGAACGCCUACGAUCGGCGCCGGGAAUUCCAGCUGGGUGAGUCUGUAAAGUAUUUCCUGGAUAACUUGGAUAAACUUGGAGUACCGGAUUACAUUCCGUCGCAGCAGGAUAUUCUGCUUGCCAGAAGACCCACCAAAGGCAUCCAUGAAUACGACUUUGAAAUUAAAAAUGUUCCUUUCAAAAUGGUUGACGUAGGAGGCCAGAGAUCAGAACGGAAACGUUGGUUUGAAUGCUUUGACAGUGUGACAUCAAUACUUUUCCUUGUUUCUUCAAGUGAAUUUGACCAGGUGCUUAUGGAGGAUCGCCAGACCAAUCGCCUUACAGAAUCUCUGAACAUUUUUGAAACAAUUGUCAACAAUCGGGUUUUCAGCAAUGUCUCUAUAAUCCUCUUCUUAAACAAGACAGACUUGCUUGAGGAGAAAGUGCAAGCUGUAAGCAUCAAAGACUAUUUCCUAGAAUUUGAAGGGGACCCACACUGCUUAAGAGACGUCCAAAAGUUUCUGGUGGAAUGCUUCCGGGGGAAACGCCGGGACCAGCAGCAGAGGCCGUUGUACCACCACUUCACCACCGCCAUCAACACGGAGAACAUCCGCCUUGUGUUCCGAGACGUGAAGGACACAAUCCUUCAUGACAACCUCAAGCAGCUUAUGCUCCAGUGAUGACAAGACUUGCUAUUUUAAUACCUUGUUGUGAUUUUGAUUGUUUUCUGUUUGUCUUGUUUUUCUUUUUAAAUAGCAGUUUACAACAGCAGUUAGAAGAAUCUCAAUUCUGUGUCUAACUUCUUGGAAAUCUUAGUCCAUCUGUGGCCUUUAGUUUGUGGCUGAAUUAACACAUUACCAAUGUCUGCUGGAAUUGGAGCUUUGGUCAGUUUCUCUGUGGCUUACAUUCAGAUCCAAUUAUAACUUCCUGGCAACCUCACACUAGGUGUAUUUCAGGCUUUGAAUUCUUCUGCUUGCAAACUGAAUUCUCCUAAUUCUCCUGCAGUGCCAAGAAGGCAGUAUCUUUAAGUACUUGUAGGGAUGAGAUUAUGAGAAUUCAGCUCUAGAAAGUGAGAGUGCCUUACCCAGCAGUGACAUGCCUGGCUAGCGUGAGCCCUGCUCUAUAAUCGCUGUUAGAGAAAAGUUUGAAGGAGCAGCAGUCUCGGCCCACAGGCUGCUUAGCCUCCUUACACACACAGCAGGAGUUUGUUUUUCUCAGUUCCUUUAAUUUCUGAAGGUAAUGUCUUAGUGUUUAAGUUUACAAUGUGGAUCUCAGCCUGAUGCUGAUGCGGUCACAGCUGGUACAUGUGCUAUGUUGAUCUGAGGUGACCCAUGACAUGCAGUUUCUUUUGCCAUGCAUGCGGUCACUAACUUCAUGUGCCAUGCUAGGGACAUGGUGGCCAUAAGGACUAGAAAGGGCAAGCACCUGAGUGCCGUGGGUGUGCCUUCCUGGUUCUGUCUGCUUGCGUUUGUGCCUUGCUGGAGGGAAUCACUGUCGGGUCUUCUUCCCUUUGCCCCACCGUCUCAGCCUCAGCAGCUCUGAACUGUGGCGCUCUCGGGUUCUCUGGUCGCCGAGAGCUUGGUGGGCAGUACUUCCUGUGAACUGUUCAUGAAGGCGUCCUUUCUGUACCCUGUUCAUGGUUAGUGUCUCUCUCUGAGAUUGUUUGUACAUGUUAUGUGUGUCAUUAUGUGUGAGACGCAGCUUCAUUGAGGUACAUUUGAACGUCUAAAGAAUGUAUCUAAGGAUAAGGAAUUCUUUUGGCCCAUACUUAAGGAGGUUUGCCUUACACACACACACACACACACACACACACACACACACACACACACACACACACACGCCACUGCUAGGUUAAACCGUGCCCAUGAAGUAGCUUGUGAUUCAAUACAGUGACCAUUUGUCAUGUGCCGACUGGCCUGUGAGUUUGUAGACCCUGAACUUGUCCCUGCUUUCCCAGGAGAAUGCACGAGGGCAGGGAUGCCUGCUGUCUUACCAUGUUCUCAGGCAAGACAUUGGGCCCUGAAAGCUUGGCCGACUUUGAGGCCCACAGGCAGUGGCUUCCCUUUUUCCUUGCUGGAAGGUGCGAGAGCUGGGUCCUAGUGUGUACUUGAGAGACCUGACUUGUCUUGGAUUUGAGCUUUCACUGUCAUUCUGGGUAUAAAAUCCAGUGCUUUCUUGCCUUGGUAACAUCAUGAGCUUAAGACAUGUAUGCCAGUGUCACAGUGUAGGUGUUGUUGGCAUAAUUCAUGGAGAUUUGAAUGGUUCUACAUCUGGUCCUUUUUUUUGCCAAAAAAGAAUAUGUCAUUUAAAUUCACGGGGUUAGCAUAACUGCAGUGCUGAUGAGCAUUUGAGUGUGCACACAGUAACCCGUGUUCUGUGUCAGUUUAGCAAACAUUAUUGUGCAUUGGCCACAACUAACUGCUGUGAAGGCAGCAACUAGUCCCUCCAGAAAGCAGUUGUGUCUAGUUACAUUUAAGCUCUGUGGUGAGCACAGAAUCCCGCCUGACAGAGCAGGAUCUCUGAGUUCCUCCACUGUGACCUUUACCAAGAAAGAACAAGAGCUCCCGACUAGAGUCAGCAUCCUUGUGAGCACCUCCCGCUUCCUUUCUGAAGCGUGCAGCAUCUUAGAACCCAGUGCCGUCUAGAUACAUUCUGAAGUGGUGGAUUACUUACAUGUAAUCUAGACAGGAGUGUUUAGAAUUUAAAGAACAGUGAGGCUUAGCCAAAAAGCCACAUUUGCAGUCUGACACCUACACCCUGAAAGUCAUGUCCUUUUGUGAAGUGAAAUACUGUUGUGUGAAGAGGGAGAUGAAAUUUAGCCAACAGAAUUGAAAAGGUGCUCACCCCUCAGUGUACUGGCUUCCCCCAGUCCCUGAGCCAUGACUUGGAGUUGAGGCUCUGUGGGGGCAUUGGUCUGUGCAUAUCUCGGGGUGCAUGGAGUGACUGUGCUUAAUCCAGACUCCUCCUUCAGUCCCGCAGCCUUCCUGCUUACUGACAAAGAAUCACACAAGUGUCUUGGUUGACUUUGAAAUCUUUUUUAUAUUUUACAGAGUUGCCUUAUAAAUAAAAGAACAACCCAGAUUUAGACCUUAAUUUUCUUUUUAAUGGGGAAAGGGCUUUGUUCCAUGUUUUCUUACGAUCUUAAUUCAAGAUGUGCAGCUGCCACUUAGAUAUCUUGUAACGGCCUGAGAUGUUGCUCUCUGCCAUGCCGUCUGUAUUCCAUGGAAGUCCCCGCCCAUAUCAGUUUUUCUGUCUGGAAAGGGGACUUGAUAGCCAGAGGGAAGCUUCAGCCAGGCAAGGCUGGAGGUUCUGAAGAGGAGCAUGUUGGGCUUUUUGUUUGUUUGUUUUCCUAUCACAGUGCAUUGUGGGUACUUCACACCCAGGGGGUCCUCUGGUGAAGUCCUCAAGUUGGGACUCAACAGGGAAAUACUUGUUAAGUUAGUGGCAGCUGUUGCUUUAAAGUAAGAGGAAGUAAGACCACAUUAAGUGCCAAGAAGUGACAAGAAUUGUUAGAUCCAGCAAAGAGCAACUCUAAGUAACUCUUACCUUCCAGUGUGUACGCCCAAAUGCUUGGGCAUCUAUUUUGAUGGCAUGUACUUUUCAGUGUUGGUAUUCAUAUCCGGCUAUGCCUCGUUUAUAUGAAGAAUAAAAUGGCCAAUUUAUGCGGUUAUAUCCUGAGACUGAAGCUAUUUGGAAAACCCUCAAAUUGGUGCUUUCAUUAUUUAAUGAUACAUUUAGGCAAAACCCCAAACAAACCAUCUGAAACCUGACUCCGGGUUGCAAUUUGUAGCGAUGUUCAUAGCACAUUCUUUUUCUUGUUUGAGAAGACCAGGCAUCAGUGUCGAUUUGAAUUUCCUGUAUGAACCGUGCAUCCUACGUGUAAAGCCCAGUCAAACAUUUGUAAGAAGUCCCCAAUAAACCUAGAGAAAGCUGCCUCGUUUACCCUUUCAUUUCUUUUCAUUUUAUUUGAAAGAUGGAGAAUAAAGCUUGUCAGGUUCUUUUUAUUUGGAAAAUCAGACUUUGGUUAUAUGUCUCUUUCCUGUGAUGUCAGCACGUUAAAUUCAACGGAUCUUUGAUUUGUGCUGCUUGAGUGAAAGUAUUUUCUGCUUUCUCUUUUUUCCUCUCUCUCGCUCGCGCUCUCUCUCUCUCUCUCUUAAGAAGCUGGGAUGUGGUUGGCUUUUUCAGCCUAGAAAGCAUGAGGGGCACGUGAUGCCCUUUUUCUUAUGGUACGAGUUUAGGGCUUAGUCAGUUUACAAUAGGAUUGAAUUUUGUGUCAAAAUCUGAUGGUGGCCUCUCAGAUACCAUCAGCUAGAUGCUUCUAGCCGUGCCUGGCAGGCAGGUAUCGGAUUCAUGAGAGCAGUGUCCAUCCACUAACAUUGUAACGUUCUCCCAAAUGUAGAUCAGCAUUUGAAUUUACCUGCUCAUCCCUCUGUAUAGCAGUCAGGGCUAACCGUCCAAUUUUGAGUGCCAUGGAUAGCACAUAAGCAUUGUUUUAUAUUUGUUGCCUUGUAUAUUUGUGCUUUUGAGGCAGGGUCUCCCUGAGUAUCCCAGGCCGGUCUUGAAUUUGAGAUCCUUCUGGCUCAACUUCCCAAUUGCAGAGAUUGCCACUUGUUUUUUGUUGUUGUUGUUGUUUUGUUGUUUUUUUUUUUUAAUAAAGCACUAGUCAUGUGGUAGUGCUUAUUGGGCAGUGAUGUGACUUUUGUGACCUUUGCUAUGUUGAUAGAGAUGAAAUUGCCAGGUGAAUUGAGAGAUGAAAUUUCUACCUGAAUCUGUGAAGUCUAAGUUUUGGGUCUAUGAGGAUCACUGAUGGUAAAUAAACCACCUUCUCACUCUGUAAUUCUGAUUCUGUUCAUAGCUGCAACAAUGCAAAAGUGAGUGACCAUUUUAACAUUAACCGUUCCACUUCAAUGGCACCGGGAAUGAUGAGGUUGAGGGAAGCUGUGGGUUCUUGUUUCGUAUCUAUGGUAAUGAUUCGGACUGUAUACUGUGUACCUUCUCUUUACCUCUUACUUGAAAGCAGAAUCGCAAAAUAUCCUGAAUGACUUCUCUCGGUUCCUUGUGAGCUCACAGGGCGUAAGAAGCCUUAUUAGAGGCACGCAGUGCAGCCCUUAUGGACGCUGUCCCUAACAAGGCAUGGUUUAUACUACCCUGUAUAAAAGUAUUUGUGGCUUAGAGUUUUGGUUUUGGUUUUUUCCAUACAUCUUUCCAGGAACUAAGCACAUUAUCUGAUACUGUUGUAAUUUUUUUUUUUCGGUUGGUCAGUGCUUUGUUUGAGAGGAGCAGUCAGUUAUUUCUACAGGAGGUAUAAAAGGUAUGCUUUUCAUUUCACCAAACAAAUUCAAAGCUACUCAUUAAGGCUUUUUACUUUUGUACACCUUUUCCAACAAAAUUUGUCCCUUUACUAUUAAUAUUUGCUUUGUAAAAAUUACUGACACUUAAUAAACAUUUAUAAAUGA
Molecule: messenger RNA, 6126 nt
Organism: Mastomys coucha (southern multimammate mouse)
Lineage: Eukaryota; Metazoa; Chordata; Mammalia; Rodentia; Muridae
Gene: Gna13
Product: G protein subunit alpha 13
Exons: 4
Coding region: 217-1350 (377 amino acids)
Biological process (GO): adenylate cyclase-activating G protein-coupled receptor signaling pathway; Rho protein signal transduction
Cellular component (GO): heterotrimeric G-protein complex; brush border membrane
Molecular function (GO): GTPase activity; guanyl nucleotide binding; G-protein beta/gamma-subunit complex binding
Source: RefSeq, a predicted model, not a curated record